AAAGGGGUUCAAAACUAUAAGGAAUGGCUAAACAUCCUGACGCUCAGGACCACGGGCUGCUGCCUUCCAUCUGAGGUCAGCUGGUGCUGGCUGUGCCCCUCAGAGGGACGGAGGAGAUCUCCAGGGGCACCCACAGCUGGGAGGUGACAGCCUGUCUCCUUGCUCUGCUGGAGGCUGGGUCUCAGCCACACAGGAAAAGAGGUCUCAUGGUUCUCCUGGCUUGAAUAAAAUGCCCCAAAAUCAUGGAACAGAAUCACAGCACUGCUCUGGUUGGAAAAGCCCUCCCAGACCUGUGACGGAUCCCCACCUUGUCACUCAGACCAGAACACUGAGUGCCACCUCCAGYUGUAAAUAUUUCGUUCCUCCCAAUUUCAGAGCUGUAUUUCUGUGGAUCUCAAACCAUAUUUUGGCCAGUCUUGACCACAGUGGAGAGUAAGAAGCAACAGUCAGUGUUCAGCUUGGAAGGAUGAAGCAGCAAAGGCACCGGGACAGGAUCCCAGCCCUGAACUGGCCUGRUUUUGCCUGGCACUGAGCACUGGGGCCCAGAUCAGUGCCCUUCUGUUCUGCUCCACCCAUGCAGCAGCUGGAAUGGAGAGAAAAAAACAGUGCGAGAACAGCUCCAUAAAAAACAGAAAGAGGGCAGGGAGGAUUCCUGAGGGGAGGAUUCCCAGGCCACUGCUUGCUCUGUGUUGUGUGAACCAUCUCGUUGAGUGUCCCCGGGGUCCCUCUCCCAGGGUGGAACAGCAACAGCCCCAGGAGCUCAGCCUGGGGAGCAGCUCCUGCUGGCGCUGGGGAAGGGACAGCUCUGCUCAAAUAUCUGUGAUCGCAACGGGAGCUUGCAAGAUUAACAGCAUCCAGGAGAAAAGAGCUUCUCUGAAGAGAUGCCUGGCUUCCAGCAUCUUCACACCAGAGUCUGAAAAUGAUGACUGAGAAUUCUGAGAAGAUUCUGAGUCUGCUCCCAUUCUGAAAACUUUCAGAGUUCAUCCCUGGAUGUCUGUGCUUCCUGACUGCGGCUCUUCUCCAAAACGGCUCAGAAACAAAAACCCCAGGAGCCUCUGCCACACAGGAAGUGCCCUGGCAUAGCAUGAGCGCCCCCGGCCCCGCGGGCCAUGCCCUUGUCCAACAGCUCUGACCUGAGCCCGUCCUUCAUCCUGGCCAGCAUCCYGGGGCUGGAGGCAGCCCAGUCCUGGAUGGCCAUCCCUCUGUGCUGUGCCUACGUGCUGGCGCUGGCGGGGAACGGCGCCGUGCUGCUGGUGGUGCGCGCGGAGCCCAGCCUGCACGCGCCCAUGUACUUCUUCCUCUGCAUGCUGGCCACCAUCGACCUGGCCCUGGCCACGGCCACCGUGCCGCGCAUCCUGGCYUUCUACUGGUUCGGCACCAGGGAGAUCGGCUUUGGGGCCUGCCUGCUGCAGAUGUUCCUCAUCCACACGCUCUCGGCCGUCGAGUCCACCGUGCUGCUGGCCAUGGCCGUGGACCGCUACGUGGCCAUYUGCCACCCGCUGCGACACGCCGCCAUCCUCACCAACGCGGCCACGGCCAAAAUCGGGCUGCUGGCCAUGGCCAGGGGAGUGCUCUUCUUCCUGCCUCUGCCCCUGCUCCUCCUGCCCYUGCCCUUCUGYGGCUCCCGGGUGCUGUCCCACUCYUUCUGCCUGCACCAGGACGUGAUGAACCUGGCCUGCGCCAACACCACCCCCAGUGUGGUGUACGGGCUCACAGCCAUCCUGCUGGUCAUGGGGCUGGACGCCGUCCUCAUCUGCCUCUCCUACCUCCUCAUCCUCAAGGCCGUGCUGAGCCUGGCGGCAUGGAGGGAGAGGCUCAAGGUGUUCAGCACCUGCAUCGCCCACAUCUGCGUGGUGCUGGCGUUCUACGUGCCCCUGAUCGGGCUGUCCGUGGUGCACAGGUUUGGGAAGGACCUGGCUCCYCUGGUCCACAUCAUCAUGGGCAACRUCUACAUCCUGGUGCCUGCUGUGCUCAACCCCAUCAUCUACGGGGUGAGGACCAAGCARAUCCAGAGGCGGAUCCUGAGUUUGAUUCACAUUAAUGCCGGAACUCCCCGGUGACCCGCGCUCGGCCUCUGUCCUGUGUCCUCACACCGCCUCAUCUUGUUUUACACUCAGAGUCCUUGGGGCAGGACUGCCCUCUCUGUGUGCUCUGAGGCGCUGCCAUCAGGCAAAAAAAGCUGAUUGUAAACUCCUUCCAAGAGUUUUUGCCCUCACCCAACGUAGAGAGAAACUACUGCAAUGAUUAAAUCCAAACCUGACCUGGCUAGCUCCACAAGGAAGGAAAGGUGCCUCAGCAAACCAAUAAAGAUGUUCCAAAACUGCACCUCUUGGUUCCCAUCUCACCUCUAACAGUGGCAGAGAGGAGCAGAGGCUGGGUGGUUUGGGGUGAUUUAGUGAAUUCAUUGUUUCCACACAUGGCAGAKUCAUAUUCCAAAAUUUUUGCCAGAAACUUUAGCUGUAGAGUCAUUCUCCAACUAAAAUAAUUACAGCACAUCUGCCCAAAGUGGCGUUAUAGAUGCAGAAAUKCAUUUCAGAAGAGGAACCUCCACCUCUGUGGUCUUGUUCUGACCUGUUGGGUGCUCUUUCAAGACUCCUCACCUUCCUUAUAUCAGAUGUUGUGAAAAAACUUCCGACCCAGUGUUACUGGUAGCAAUCUUAWGAAUAAUUUAAAUUAAUAAUUAAAUUCAAUAAAAUGAAAACUUCUCAAGAGAAAAAAAUAAGCAAGUUAUAAAUGUCAGUGAUCAUUCCAAGCUGAAGGAAGUCUCCUUUUCAAGCCAAAGGUGUUUCAUACUUUUGAUUGAACACUGGGAAUUCCUAGGAAGUCCUGCCAUUGGCACCAGUGAACMGAGUCUGGCACCAUCCUCUGCACCRCUYGGAGAGAUUUGUAUGGACUGAUGGGAUCCCCUCCAAGGGUCCUCCCAUGAAUUGUGGUUCACUCUCGGGGUGAAAACAGGGAUGUGUUUGCAAUUCCCACUGCAGCAGCCACCAGGAUCCCUCAGGAAGGGGUGUCAGGGCUGGGAGUUCCCGUUGGAUCCGGGUGGGUUUUGCUGCACAAAGCCCUGCAGAGCCGGGCCCUUCUCAGGAAGCCGCAGCAGCCCUGCUUUGGUCUGCUCUCCAUCACGAGGCCCAGGGGCUCUCCAAGCACCRAUGUCUCCAUCAGUACCACAGAAUCCCAAAGUCCCUGAGGUUGGAAAAGCCCUCCCAGCCCRUGGAGUSCCAGCUGUGCCCGAUGCCCACCUUGUCCCCAGCCCAGAGCACUCAGUGCCACCUCCAGCCCUUCCUGGGACACCUCCAGGGAUGGGGAYUCCAAAGCUCCCUGGGCAGCCCCUGCCAAGGCCUGAGCACCCUUUCCAUGGGCAAAUUCCUUCUGGUGCCCACCCUGAGCCUCCCCUGGCCCAGCCUGAGGCYGUUCCCUCUCCUCCUGUCCCUGUUCCCUGGGAGCAGAGCCCRACCCCCCCGGCUGCCCCCUCCUGUCAGGGAGUUGUGCAGAGCCACAAG
Messenger RNA from Malurus melanocephalus (red-backed fairy wren), 3500 nucleotides. RefSeq names its product olfactory receptor 51E2-like. NCBI's taxonomy places the organism in Eukaryota, Metazoa, Chordata, Aves, Passeriformes, Maluridae. The record is from RefSeq and is a predicted model, not a curated record. The transcript is spliced from 2 exons. Gene Ontology annotation, molecular function: olfactory receptor activity; G protein-coupled receptor activity. Gene Ontology annotation, cellular component: membrane. Gene Ontology annotation, biological process: G protein-coupled receptor signaling pathway. Bases 1110 to 2060 code for a protein of 316 amino acids.